Molecule: messenger RNA, 984 nt
Organism: Aureococcus anophagefferens
Lineage: Eukaryota; Pelagophyceae; Pelagomonadales; Pelagomonadaceae
Exons: 1
Coding region: 1-984 (327 amino acids)
Source: RefSeq, a predicted model, not a curated record
AUGCACUACGCCACCGCCCUCGAGAUCGAAGAGAAACGCUGCGCGCCUUUGCCGCGCGUCGUCAUCGGCUGCUGGCAGCUCCUCGAGCGGGACAAUUCGCGCGACGCGGCGGUGCGGACGUUAGAAGCCUACGCGGCCGCGGGCUUCACUGCCUUCGACACGGCGGACAUCUACGGCCCGUCCGAGUCGAUCCUGGGCGCGUUCCGCGAAGCCCACGACGGCCCGCUCACGUUCCACACGAAGUACGUCACGCAGGACAGCUCCAAGGCCAACGCCGUCGCCGUGAACAAGCAGAGCCGGAAGAGUUUGCGGGUGGAGUCGCUGGACCUCGUCCAAUUCCACUGGUGGGACUUCUCCGACGGCGCCUACGUCGAAGCAGCGAAGCACCUCGUCGACCUACGCACGAAGGGUUUCAUCGGCGAGGUCGCCGCCUGCAACUUCGACGCGACGCACCUCGAGACGCUGCUGGACGCGGGCGUUCCUCUCGUCGCGAACCAGGUGCAGUAUUCUCUCCUGGACCGGCGGCCGGAGAACGGCGUCAUCGCGCUGGCGACGAAGCGGGGGCUCCAGCUCACGUGCUUCGGCACGGCGGCGGGCGGCUGGCUCUCCGACAAGUACCUCGGCGCGCCGGAGCCGACGCGGUCGGACGUCAGCAAGGGCACGGUGUCGCUCCGCAUGUACAAGAGCUCGCUGGACGCCUGGGGGCCCUGGAGCCUCUUCCAGGACCUGCUGAAGACGCUGCGGGCCGUCGGCGACGAGCUCGACGCGUCCAUCUCGGCCGUCGCCGUCGCGUGGGUCCUCGACGCGCUCGACCGGUCCUGCGGCGGGUCCGUGAUCCUCGGCGUGCGCGACGCGAGCCACCUGGACGACCACGUCCGGGCCCGCGACCUCGCCCUCGACGACAUGCACCGCGCGGCGAUCCGCGCGGUCCUCGACAAGGGCGCCGCGCCCCGCGGCGACAUCUGGUCCCGCGAGCGCGGGUGA